This is a messenger RNA of Spodoptera exigua (beet armyworm), 820 nucleotides long. The record is from the annotation of a GenBank genome assembly. Lineage: Eukaryota; Metazoa; Arthropoda; Insecta; Lepidoptera; Noctuidae.
UAUAUAGAUGUGGUGCCUAUUUGGAACUUAUUUCAGAGUGGAACGAGAAAAUGUGGCGGAUAGGUGUAUUGUUAGUGGCGACUGUUUUGAUACAAUUCGCUGCCGGUGAUGUUAAACCGACAGACACCACCCUUAUAAAUCGGCUGAAGCGCUCUCCAAACUCCUGUGACAACUACGAAUACAGGCCAAGGUACUGGCCACCGCCUCCUCCGCCGCCGCCGCCACCACCACCUUACUGGCCACCCCCACCGCCUCCAGGACCACCACCAUUCUGGCCACACCAUCACCAUCAUCACGACCGCUUCGAAGACUUCACUGAUGAUUCAUCCAAAGACAAGCCUUGUCCAACUUGUCAGGGAGACGGAACUUCAUCAUCUUUGAGUAACGCUAAGAGUGUGAAUGGAGAUGCUAUUGCUAUAGCCAUUGCUAAGGCUAGUCCUAAUUCGAAACCUUGAGCUGAGUUUAUGGAAGAAAGUUAUGUUUUACGGAUGGUGACAGAUGAGCGAAUAUCAUAUUUAGCUCUGAGUAAACGAGAAAUGUGCAUAUAAUGUAAAAUGUUGGCUGGGCAACGUGGCUGCUUUGCAACGUGGGCGGGUUCGACAUCCGCACAGAUCGCACUCUUUGUGCGAUCCAUAAAUUGUUGUUCCGGGUAUGUUCCACAACACGGAAGAAAAAUCUAGUGUGGGGCAGCAAAAAAAAAAUCAGAUCAGAAUCAAAAAUGAAUGACACCCAGACAAAUCUUGAGGUAGCAACAUUAGUAACUACUCUCUGGUCAUUAAGCGAUACCAAGUGCUUACCAGGUCAGGUGUACAGUUAUACU